Molecule: messenger RNA, 750 nt
Organism: Thlaspi arvense
Lineage: Eukaryota; Viridiplantae; Streptophyta; Magnoliopsida; Brassicales; Brassicaceae
Source: the annotation of a GenBank genome assembly
AUGGAACAUUCUCCCAUCUUCCUCCUCCUCUCCACCGUCCUCCUCCUCCUCACAGCCAUUCCCGGAACCCUAUCUCAGCCGGCCGCCGCUCCGGCCCCACCAGGACCCACAAACGUCACCAAAAUCCUCGAGAAGGCUGGCCAAUUCACAGUCUUCAUCCGACUACUCAAAUCCACCGGCGUCGCUAAUCAACUCUACGGCCAGCUCAACAACUCCGACAACGGAAUCACUAUCUUCGCACCGAGCGAUUCUUCGUUCUCCAGUCUCAAAGCCGGAACCCUUAAUUCCUUGACCGACGAACAACAAGUAGAGCUAGUUCAGUUUCAUGUCAUACCAAGUUAUGUCUCUUCCUCAAACUUCCAAACAAUCAGUAACCCUCUCCGGACUCAGGCCGGUGACUCCGCCGAUGGACAUUUCCCUCUCAACAUUACAACCAGUGGAAAUACCGUAAAUAUUACCUCCGGUGUAACCAACACAACCGUCUCCGGCAAUAUCUACAGCGAUGGACAGCUCGCUGUUUAUCAGGUCGAUCAGGUCUUGCUUCCUCAGCAAGUUUUCGACCCUCGUCCUCCCGCGCCGGCCCCUGCUCCAUCGGUCUCGAAAUCGAAGAAGAAAAAGGACGACGACGGUGAUAGUUCCGAUGAUGGUUCUCCGGCGGACGCAUCGUUCGCUUUGCGUAAAGUUGGUUCUGUUCGUAACGCGGUGUCGUUUUGCGUCAUUAGCAUAUCGCUCGCAUGGUUUUAUUUGUGA